Messenger RNA from Ipomoea nil (Japanese morning glory), 1586 nucleotides. RefSeq names its product UDP-glucuronic acid decarboxylase 2-like. Lineage: Eukaryota; Viridiplantae; Streptophyta; Magnoliopsida; Solanales; Convolvulaceae. The transcript is spliced from 7 exons. Gene Ontology annotation, molecular function: NAD+ binding; UDP-glucuronate decarboxylase activity. Gene Ontology annotation, cellular component: cytoplasm. Gene Ontology annotation, biological process: D-xylose metabolic process. The record is from RefSeq and is a predicted model, not a curated record. The coding region runs from base 49 to 1359 and encodes 436 amino acids.
UAUAUAUAGAGUAGUGAAGACCCCCCAAAGACAAGGCAAGAUUACGGAAUGGGUUCCGAGUUGAUAUUCAGAGGACAGGAAUCACAUCCCGUCACAGACGCUUAUACUCCCAAGCCUCCCAAGCCAUGGCUCGCCGUGAUUCGCCCCAUUCGCUAUAUUCUCCGGGAACAGCGUUUACUUUUCCUUGUCGCCGGCAUUGCCGUCACCACCCUCUUCUUCGCCCUCCUCCCCUCCUCCUCCUCCAACGCCGCCGGCGGCUAUGACGCUCUCUCCGACGACUCGUACUCGCUAGCUCGCCCGCACCGGCUCGUCUACCAGGACGGCGGGAUCGGGGCGUUCAAUUCCGGCGGGAAGAUCCCGCUGGGGCUGAAACCUAAGAAGGGGUUGAGGAUCGUGGUGACGGGCGGCGCCGGGUUCGUGGGGAGCCAUCUGGUUGACCGGCUGAUGGCUAGAGGGGACAGCGUGAUCGUCGUCGAUAACUUCUUCACCGGCCGGAAGGAGAACGUUAUGCACCAUUUCGGGAACCCGCGGUUCGAGCUCAUCCGCCACGACGUCGUCGAGCCGCUGCUGCUGGAGGUCGACCAGAUCUACCACCUCGCCUGCCCUGCUUCCCCUGUUCACUACAAGCACAACCCCGUCAAGACUAUUAAGACGAAUGUGGUGGGGACUCUGAACAUGCUCGGAUUGGCCAAGCGGGUGGGUGCGCGGUUCUUGCUAACCAGCACCAGCGAGGUUUACGGCGAUCCUCUGGAGCAUCCCCAGAAGGAGACAUACUGGGGAAACGUUAAUCCGAUCGGUGUUCGAAGCUGCUACGAUGAGGGGAAACGUACGGCGGAAACUUUGACCAUGGACUACCACAGAGGUGCCGGCGUUGAGGUAAGGAUUGCCAGAAUAUUCAACACCUAUGGUCCGCGUAUGUGCAUUGAUGAUGGCCGUGUUGUCAGCAACUUCGUUGCUCAGGCCUUAAGAAAGGAACCUUUGACAGUUUAUGGUGAUGGAAAGCAGACAAGAAGUUUCCAAUUUGUGUCUGAUCUGGUGGAGGGCUUGAUUCGGUUGAUGGAAGGAGAGCAUGUUGGACCUUUUAACCUUGGAAACCCCGGAGAAUUCACAAUGCUUGAACUUGCCAAGGUGGUCCAAGAAACCAUUGAUCCAAAUGCCCAGAUAGAGUUCAGGCCAAACACAGAGGAUGACCCUCACAAGAGGAAGCCAGACAUUUCAAAGGCCAAAGAAUUGCUGGGUUGGGAGCCCAAAGUGGCUCUCAAGAAGGGUCUGCCCAAAAUGGUAAAAGACUUCAGGCAACGCAUAUUUGGAGACCAUAAAGAGGAUAGUUCCUCUUCUUCAGUCCUCUCCAAGGAGUAAUGUAAUUAUAUAAUAUCACAUUUCACUAAGUGGGAUAAGCCAGAUAGCAAGCAGAACUAUAUUAUAUUGAUAUCCACCGUACCAUAAUAUUUUUUGUGUCUUAGACUAAAUGCAAUUUCCAUGUUUUCUAUAGACUGAAAGGUUGUGAAUUUCUUUCCUUUAAUAUACUCACUUCAUAUACAUAUAUUGGCUUAAUUAAAAUCUAAAUGUGUUUUUUCUGAGAUAAA